This is a messenger RNA of Anguilla anguilla (European eel), 1509 nucleotides long. It is a transcript of the gene prrg4, whose product is annotated as proline rich Gla (G-carboxyglutamic acid) 4 (transmembrane). The transcript is spliced from 6 exons. The record is from RefSeq and is a predicted model, not a curated record. Gene Ontology annotation, molecular function: calcium ion binding. Bases 470 to 1156 code for a protein of 228 amino acids. Gene Ontology annotation, cellular component: extracellular region. Lineage: Eukaryota; Metazoa; Chordata; Actinopteri; Anguilliformes; Anguillidae.
CGGAGAUGAGGUCACAUCGAUGCUUGGGGCAACCUGAAACUGGUUGUUUCCUUGUUUUAGUCUACCUUUCUGCGGGAAUCAAACGAUUAAUUAUUACGUCUUAGAUUUUGAAUUGACAUGUGAUUUUCAUUUGUGAAGAAAAAAACUUGCCUCACAAACGUAAGGGAACUAAUGACACUAAUUGUGCAAUGACCAGGUUUCGGUUCGCGUUUUUAAUCUAGUUUCAUGUCGCCGCUCACCUGUUUUGGGUGGAAGAAGUUACUUUUUGAUAAGCUAUAUGAAGCUUAUUUUGUAUUAUCAUUAGCCUUUUAAAAUAAACAAGUGGAAAAACUUUAAUUCGUUAAAUAAGGAGGCAAGUAGCGACGACAAAUUUGUUAUUUUAAGAUUGAGAAAAGUUGGGCGUUUUCGCCAGUUAGGCUACUUGAAAGGAAUCAUUGUUUUCCAAAUGACUACCUACCAAAUGUAGUGAAUGUCUAGCCAAACUGUUUCAGUCUGUCGCUGGUGGCGAGCAAUGAUUUUAUAUUUAUUUUUAUCGUGCCAAUUUAUUCAAUAUGGGAUGACCGCUUGUACGAGGAGGAUUUUGCGGGUCAUAAACGCAGAGGACUCAUCCAGUGAAGUUUUUGUGGAAGAGGAGGGGGCGAAUGCAUUUUUAGGACGCCACCUGUUGUUCAACAGAUUCGACUUUGAGCUCUUCACUCCUGGAAAUCUUGAAAGGGAGUGUAUUGAAGAAGUCUGUAACUAUGAAGAAGCUCGAGAAAUUUUUGAAAGUAAUUCAGCAACAGACGAUUUCUGGAAAACAUACUCUUAUGAUCAAGUGAAGCCGCCCUCAAGGCUAGACGUGACUGCCCUUCUGAUCGGCCUCAUCGCAGCCGGCGUCACCAUCAUCAUCAUCGGCCUGCUGCUGUGGUACUGCUGUCACCGGGCGUACAUGCUCGGCAGAUCACCUGGGUCCUCCAGGGUCCGCACGGGGAGGAGCAAUGCCUCCCUGAUCCUCCGGAGGCUGGAGGAGGUCUCGCUGCAGCCCGUGCUCCCACCCGCGGAAGAGAUGGGGCCCCCCGGCCUCCCCUCCUACGAGCAGGCCAUCGCUAAAUCCGGACAGCACGACGCCCCUCCCCCGCCAUACCCAGGAUCCUGUUCCGGAAGCAUUCGACGGUAGCAAGCCGUGAGUGAUGAAGAAGAGGUCUUGGAUGUUGUAUUUUUAUCUGUCUACACAAGUAUUUAUAGUUUUUGCAAUUUGACUGAUAUGCUAAUAUUACAUGAAACAUAAAUGCCACUUGUACAGUAUAUAAGCAUGCAGUUAGGAUUUUAUUGGAUCAUAUCAUCAGUGCUUAUUUCCAAGAGAUGAAACCGAUAAGGAGAAAUACAUAAGUACAGUUUUUUUUAUUCUCCGAAUUGUAUUUCAGUGAAGAAAUGUACAGUAACAGAGCAGCAAUAUUUGUUCCUCAGAUAUUUUUAACCAGUACUUUUAAACGUAGGUUUUAAUGUGUAUUAAAUGUUGUAUUCCAUUUA